Molecule: messenger RNA, 1938 nt
Organism: Patiria miniata (bat star)
Lineage: Eukaryota; Metazoa; Echinodermata; Asteroidea; Valvatida; Asterinidae
Product: probable prolyl 4-hydroxylase 10
Exons: 7
Coding region: 322-1032 (236 amino acids)
Biological process (GO): peptidyl-proline hydroxylation to 4-hydroxy-L-proline
Cellular component (GO): endoplasmic reticulum
Molecular function (GO): procollagen-proline 4-dioxygenase activity; L-ascorbic acid binding; iron ion binding
Source: RefSeq, a predicted model, not a curated record
ACACAAUGGCAUGUACGUUUGUCAUGCAUGCGGAAGCUCAUAAGAAAUACACAUACAAGAGGAAAGACAGUUCUAUAAAAGCUGGAAUUCCCGAUACGUGCUACACCUUUUCGUUUGGUCAUUUUGUUCCUCGCAAUUUAUCCAACAGUUGUGCGUAUUUUUUUUACAAGAAGAUCGACAGAAGUGGAUAGUAAUUUUAAUUACUCAACCUUGUUGUUUUACAUGUGACACUGACAGCACACAUAAUAUUGUCUAGCGUCCGAUAUAAUUGUGAGCCACGGUCGACUUGACGUAAAGGCUGAGGAGAAACAUCCAGCAAGCAUGGCAAGCGACAUGGAAACUGUCGAUUUAACACGAACUUUGAAGGUGCUAUCGAAGAAUUCAAAGCGGCCACGACCCGUAAAGACAAACAUUAUACCCCCGGGAGCAAAAGAAGGAGAGAAGACUGCGUUCUUUCUUGACAAUGUCUUCACGAAAGAGGAAUGUAAGGAACUCAUUCGACGUUCUGAGGAGAAGGGGUAUGAGCAAGCCUUGGUCAACAUUGGUGGUGGGAGACAGAAGCUGAUGCUCUCGGCUCGCAACAACCAGCGCUGUUUGAUCGACUCAACUGAGCUGGUCGACGCCUUCUGGGAGAGACUAGCCGAGUUCAUUCCGCAGCCGUUUUACGGAUACAAAGCCCUAGGACUGAACGAAAGACUGCGAUUUCUGCGAUACGAUCCGGGUGAAUACUUCAAGCCGCACUUCGAUGGAAGCUAUGAGCGCAAAAAUGGAGAACACUCCAUGGUCACUGUGCAGAUUUAUCUGAACGAGGGAUUUAAAGGAGGAAGCACAACAUUUCUGCCUUAUUUCAACAGUGAUGAUGACCCGCCAGUGGAAUGUGUUCCUAAAAUUGGACGGGUUCUGAUCUUCGAACAUCGGUUGUAUCACGAAGGUUCCAUGCUGAAAGAUGGCCGAAAGUACGCCAUAAGGACGGACGUCAUGUAUAGCAGUGAGAAACAGGAUGACGUCGAACACGAAGAUCCAUAUUGCUAAAUUGGAUCCAUUAUGCAACAUCAGAAGUAUAAUGAAUUAAUAAAUAGAUAAUUGUGUAAAUAAUAAAACAAUACACAUAGUAGGGCCUACAUGUUUAUUUGUGUAUUAGUUUUUAUAAAUAAUGUAAUGAAUUAUAUUAAUCUAUUUUUUAUAUAUUUUAUAUUUUGGCCGCUUUGCUUCCUCAGUUUAGAGUUGCUUUGUUUGAUGUAUGAUUAUUAAGUUACAUUUCGUAAUAUUUUACAGCUGUCAAUUCCAGUGUAUCUUUUUCUUUGAUUCAUUUCGAUUUCCAUUUUCUGGAAAACUUGUUCUUUUGAAAAUUUAGUCGUUCAUAUUUAUUACGGUUAGAGUUCGUGGUUUUGGGGGCCCAAACAUGAUGCGACAAACUAAAAGUUGAAAGUCGACCCAAUGGUACUAAUUUGUAUCACGCAGCUGCCUAACUAGAGUUAAGCUGCUAAGGGGAACCUGGGGAUGCACCAAAUUUUAGGGGGGGGGGGCACUGAGGGCAACGUAUAUUGUUUGUGUGCAAUGCAGGAAUUUAAAUGGGGGGGGGGGGGGACCCGGGGGUACCUUCCCCCACGUCACUUGACCCAUGUAACUAUGGGGCUGACUUUUAUGACAUUAAUGCUCUGUGUACAUAUUUCAUAGAAGCAAACUUCUUGAGAAUCUAAUCAAGGCUUCAGGCAAAAACAAUUGCGAUUUGCAUGCGGGUUUAUUCUGUCAUGCAGGUUUAUGUAAAUGUUGGACGCCAUAGCAACCAUUGUUUACUGUUGCGUGUGAUCGUUAUGAUUACAAACAACAUGCUUCCCAAUCUUCAUUUCAAGACACACAACUGAGGAGUAAAUUAGCUGGUUUAUAUGCACUGUUUUUAUUUUCGAAUUAAAUACCGUUAAAUUUCGAAUAAACGUU